This is a messenger RNA of Penaeus chinensis, 1690 nucleotides long. Its product is annotated as TELO2-interacting protein 2-like. Bases 257 to 1681 code for a protein of 474 amino acids. Gene Ontology annotation, cellular component: centrosome; cytosol; nucleoplasm. NCBI's taxonomy places the organism in Eukaryota, Metazoa, Arthropoda, Malacostraca, Decapoda, Penaeidae. The transcript is spliced from 9 exons. The record is from RefSeq and is a predicted model, not a curated record.
GUUUAUCUUUCGGUAGAUCAAGCGACCAAGUACGAAUAACAAACCCACCCUUCCGUUUUCAAGAACCCUAAAAAUAUAGAAAAAGAAGAAGAAUCACAUGUCUUUUAACACAUAAAACCCUAUAUAAAGUGAAAGAUAAAGGCACAACCCAGUAUCAGAAUCGAACUUAAGCAGUCACCACAGCAAAGGCCAGCAAAUCUCCAUCCCACAUAUUAUGGAUAUUAACUCCUACCAGAAAAAAGAAUGAGUAAGUAAAAUGGAAACUGCAGAUGAUGAAAAAAUCAUCACUUUACUAGAAAGACUCAAAACUAGUAGUGAGAAUAUCAAUGAGGAUGAACUGAUAUCUAUAUUGAGCGCAACAGUAAAAUCGUGUCAUGUUCCUUGCCGUGAUGCCCCAGAGGAUGUCCCUUAUGAUGCCACAGAGUUUGAAAAUGUGGCAAGGGAAGCGGAGAUGCACCUCUGCAUCCUUCUGCGACUCUUGGACUCCAUUCACAAGGCAAAGAAAGAGGGACAAAAGUUUUCACCACAGUUUUUAAAGGGUGUCAUUGUUGGCUGUGUGAGUGUAGCCUGUGAAUACCAGGACAGCAGCUGGGAAUGGAGUAACGAGCAGGCAGCUAUAACUUCCAGAGAUAUCUUGAACAAGUUGUGUGAUAUUUGUGAGUGUGACAACUUGCAGAUAUUACUUACCGGAAGACAAGUUGCAGAAGACAGCAAGGAAGAUGUAGAUGUCAAAAGGAAAGAAACAGAUAAUGAGGACUUUAAAGGUUAUAUGAAAUUUGUGCUGGAAAAACUCUCAGAAUCAUUGAAAAAGACAACCUGGAAAUCCUACCCAGCUGUGAAGAUGGUGUAUCUGCACAUGUUGGAACUUCUUGAUCACAGGACCAUUGGCAAACACCUGCCGUACCUACUUCCACCAGCACUUUUCAUCACAGAUGACUGGGAGAAGAGCAAUAAGGCCCUUGGUCUCUCAGCUCUCCGCCAUAUUCUAACCAAAACUCCUAGCUCGGAACUUCGGUUUUAUGGACGUGCUGCAGUUAUUUUCGAUGCCCUGAAACCUCACCUCUAUGCUAGGGAUGUUGAGGUCUUGGAUAAGCUGUAUCCUACCAUCUUAGAAGCAGCCAAGAUCUUAGAGGCAGAUCCUUCCCUUGCAGGAAAGCUGAGGAGUCAAACUCAAUAUGAGGUUAUCCUGGAGCAGUUGCUAAGAGAAAUGUAUGGAGAGCAGAAACUGGCACUGCGUUCACUCUACUCUCGAACACUUCCGGAGGUGAUAGCAGCUAUGGGGAUAGUUGCAUUGAGAUGGUCACAGGAUCUGAUGGAGAUUUUUGAAGAUUAUUUGGCAACUUAUGAUGGACAGAAUGCAGAAGACAGAAUCCGUAUCUUGAAGGGCAUUAAAAGGUAUGUGCUAGAGUGCUGGCCACAAGUCCACGUGAGUAUUCCAGACAUUACAAAGAUGCUAGUACGUCUGGUUUAUGACAUCACACAUGAAGACUCUGAUGUGGAGCCAAAGGCAGUAAACAUAAUCAGUCAAGAAAUCGAAAUCAUUGUGCAGUUGCUGUGUGAUGCAGCUCCACAGACCAUGCUGAAGGCUUGUCAUGGCAUCACCACAGUUCCAUGUCAUGACAAGUGCAGGUCAGUUCUGGAGAGAAUUUCGGCCAUUGUGGAAUCCAAAGAAAUAAAGUGAAAAAUGUUA